CUGAAUCAUAUCAUAUCGGAAGCUUCUACGAAUGAUGAUGAAUAAGAAGUAUACGUAUGUCCCUGAUGCACUGUCAGUAUCCAUACUUCAGAAGCUAUCAUUUGUGCGGCAGCUGGGUUGCAGUAGGGCUCUAAAGAUGGCUUGUGAGUAACCUGGUGCUCGUUCGCUUUAUGAUGUCUACGCCCCAAGCCACCUUGCGAAGAUCGGCUUUCAACAGUGACCUAACCUCUGCGAUAGGUCUACUCCUACCAUGCAGGCAUUGUUGUCGGACUUUACCGUUGGUCGUCUAUGUUCAUAAUGUGGAUAUAAUGGUCCCUUUAAUUCAGCAGAAGACUGAAGAGGAAAGUAUCUCACGAAUCUCAUUUAGUAUGAUCUUCGUUGGUGCCUUAGAGGCUCAUCUUGUAACCGAAGAAAUAUUCCUCGCCGACGACGGUGUUAUCCUGGGUCCAUUACACCCUUUCCUAAAGGUCGAUGGAAGUCUCGAAAGAUCUAACACUACCGGCGUAGCCGACUUGGGGCUACCAGAUGACCGGUAG
Guyanagaster necrorhizus is the source of this 536-nucleotide messenger RNA. RefSeq lists its product as uncharacterized. The coding region runs from base 171 to 536 and encodes 121 amino acids. The transcript has 2 exons. NCBI's taxonomy places the organism in Eukaryota, Fungi, Basidiomycota, Agaricomycetes, Agaricales, Physalacriaceae. The record is from RefSeq and is a predicted model, not a curated record.